Xenopus laevis (African clawed frog) is the source of this 2910-nucleotide messenger RNA. RefSeq names its product argonaute 1, RISC catalytic component S homeolog (gene ago1.S). The record is from RefSeq and is marked validated. The transcript has 19 exons. NCBI's taxonomy places the organism in Eukaryota, Metazoa, Chordata, Amphibia, Anura, Pipidae. Bases 150 to 2723 code for a protein of 857 amino acids.
UGUAAGCUUUCUGAUUGGCUACUCGCUGCAGUGGCAAUACGCAUGCGCCUGUAUCUUUGAGCUUGGAGAACAGGCAGCUGCAACAGAACAGGGAGACUGUAGGCAGAUUACAUUGUACAUAAGAGCAGAUAUUAAGCUGCGUGGAUGGGAUGGAAGCAGGACCUUCUUCUGCAGCCCCGAGUGGCCUUGUUCCACCCCUACAGCAAGUGUUCCAAGCCCCGAGAAGGCCAGGAAUUGGUACUGUGGGGAAACCUAUUAAAUUACUUGCCAAUUACUUUGAGGUUGACAUUCCCAAGAUUGACGUCUAUCACUAUGAGGUGGACAUCAAACCAGAUAAAUGUCCUCGCCGUGUAAACAGGGAAGUUGUAGAGUACAUGGUACAGCACUUUAAACCACAAAUUUUUGGGGACAGAAAACCUGUGUAUGAUGGAAAGAAGAAUAUUUACACUGUCACUACACUUCCUAUUGGCCAUGAACGGGUGGAUUUUGAGGUAACUAUCCCUGGAGAAGGGAAGGAUAGGAUUUUUAAGGUAUCUAUUAAAUGGGUGGCAGUGGUGAGUUGGAGAAUGCUUCAUGAGGCACUUGGGAGUGGAAGAAUUCAGCUGCCCUUGGAGUCUGUGCAGGCUUUGGAUGUGGCAAUGAGGCACUUGGCAUCAAUGAGGUAUACCCCUGUUGGGCGUUCUUUCUUCUCUCCACCUGAGGGCUACUAUCACCCUCUUGGUGGUGGGCGGGAGGUUUGGUUUGGUUUCCAUCAAUCUGUGCGUCCGGCCAUGUGGAACAUGAUGCUCAAUAUUGAUGUCUCAGCAACAGCCUUCUAUAAAGCCCAGCCCGUCAUAGAGUUCAUGUGUGAGGUCCUGGAUAUACGAAACAUCGAUGAACAGCCAAAACCUCUCACAGAUUCUCAGAGAGUUCGCUUCACAAAGGAAAUCAAAGGCUUAAAAGUAGAAGUUACCCAUUGUGGGCAGAUGAAGAGAAAAUACAGAGUGUGCAAUGUUACCCGGAGGCCAGCCAGUCAUCAGACGUUCCCUCUACAGCUGGAGAGUGGUCAAACUGUUGAAUGCACAGUAGCACAGUAUUUUAAGCAGAAAUAUAACCUACAAUUAAAAUACCCCCACCUUCCAUGUCUCCAAGUGGGACAAGAGCAGAAACACACAUAUCUACCUCUGGAGGUCUGUAAUAUUGUCCCUGGCCAGCGAUGUAUUAAGAAGCUGACAGACAAUCAGACCUCCACUAUGAUCAAAGCUACAGCAAGAUCUGCUCCAGACAGACAGGAGGAGAUUAGCAGGCUGAUGAAGAAUGCCAGUUACAAUUUGGAUCCAUACAUUCAGGAAUUUGGGAUCAAAGUCAAAGAUGACAUGACUGAGGUCACAGGGCGAGUCCUCCCGGCACCCAUUCUUCAGUAUGGAGGAAGAAACAGAGCAAUUGCCACUCCUAACCAAGGUGUCUGGGACAUGCGAGGGAAGCAGUUCUACAAUGGCAUUGAGAUAAAAGUCUGGGCAAUUGCCUGUUUUGCUCCACAGAAGCAAUGCCGGGAAGAAGUGCUAAAAAAUUUUACUGACCAGCUUCGCAAAAUCUCUAAGGAUGCAGGAAUGCCAAUCCAGGGCCAGCCAUGCUUCUGUAAAUACGCGCAGGGAGCAGACAGCGUGGAGCCCAUGUUCAGGCACUUGAAAAACACUUAUUCUGGCCUACAGCUUAUUAUAGUUAUUCUGCCUGGAAAAACACCCGUAUAUGCGGAAGUGAAGCGUGUUGGGGAUACAUUGCUUGGGAUGGCUACUCAGUGUGUGCAGGUGAAAAAUGUAGUUAAGACUUCUCCUCAAACACUCAGCAACCUCUGCUUGAAGAUUAAUGUCAAGCUGGGUGGGAUCAACAACAUUUUAGUACCUCAUCAACGCUCAGCAGUCUUCCAGCAGCCAGUUAUAUUUCUUGGAGCAGAUGUGACACAUCCACCUGCUGGUGAUGGCAAGAAGCCCUCUAUUACUGCGGUUGUUGGUAGCAUGGAUGCCCACCCAAGUCGGUACUGUGCCACUGUGAGAGUUCAGAGGCCUCGACAGGAGAUCAUCGAAGACCUGUCUUAUAUGGUGAGGGAGUUACUUAUCCAGUUUUACAAGUCCACCCGCUUCAAACCAACUCGAAUAAUUUUCUACCGCGAUGGGGUUCCUGAAGGACAACUGCCCCAGAUCUUACAUUAUGAGUUGCUGGCAAUUCGAGAUGCCUGUAUCAAAUUGGAGAAGGACUAUCAGCCUGGCAUUACGUAUAUAGUUGUGCAGAAACGCCACCACACGCGACUCUUUUGCGCAGACCGCAGUGAGAGAAUUGGAAAAAGUGGAAACAUUCCAGCUGGAACAACUGUUGACACCAACAUCACACAUCCAUUUGAGUUUGAUUUUUACCUGUGUAGUCAUGCCGGUAUCCAGGGAACAAGCCGUCCCUCUCACUACUAUGUGCUUUGGGAUGACAACCGAUUCACAGCAGAUGAGCUCCAGAUUCUCACUUACCAGCUAUGUCACACCUAUGUGCGCUGUACACGCUCUGUCUCCAUUCCUGCACCAGCCUAUUAUGCUCGAUUGGUGGCAUUUAGAGCAAGGUAUCACCUGGUGGAUAAGGAACAUGACAGUGGAGAAGGCAGUCAUAUCUCUGGACAGAGCAAUGGGAGGGAUCCACAGGCCUUGGCAAAAGCAGUGCAAGUUCACCAGGAUACCCUGCGCACAAUGUAUUUUGCCUAAUGCACUUCAACAAGCCUUUUAAAUGGAUACCAUCUAUGUUAUGAAUUUUGUUACCCUCACAUGUACCUCAGUUGCUCAGAAGAGUUGGGCUGCCUUGGGCCUGAUCACUAGAGAAGAAGGGAUAUCUUAUUAAAAAAACACUUAUAGACCUAAUUAAGUCCAGUGGGACCAACAUGGAGAUCAGAGG